AUAGAAGAAAAAAAAAAGAUUCAAACCAAAGAAGAAAAAAAUAUCUGAAAAUGUAUCUACUGCGCGCAGUUCACACUCAGAUUUUUGAGUAGGUAUACUUUGAAAUUCAUUUUUAGUCAAUGUUGAUUAACCAUGCGGUGCGGUUGUGUAUAGUCUGUACUCGCUCCUUGUAUUUUUAAUUCCGGAUUUCAAAAUAUAAUAUCUCAUAUCUCAAAAAAAAAAAUUAAAAGAUACAAAUUAAUCAACCCCAAAUCUAUAUCUAAGUGUGAUAGAUACAAAUAAUAAUCUUUGUUUUUUGAAAAUUAGCAGACGCCGAAAAAUAAAGUUGUAUCUUGUCAAAUUAGAAAUAAAAUCAAAAAGGAUUUCCAAAAUUUUGGUCAGCCUUACCUUUCGUAUAAGAAAAGUCCUUGUAUGUGGUGUGUGUUUUUAUUUCUUGUGCUUCUGUUAUUUUAAGUGGAAAUACAUUAGUGUGUAUAUGCGAUAGAUUUUAUAAAUCGGUAUUUUGCGUGAAUAUCGGCCGUUAUCGUGUGAAAAUAUCCUUAGGAGGGAAUUUUUGCUUCUCAAGGAUUUAAAUAAAUUCUCUACUCCACUCAGCUCUACUCCGCUCCAUGGUGCGCAGAGUGUGUGCCUCUGGUGUAUAUUUAUUUAUGUUAAGCUGUGGUUUUGAUGGCCAACAAAAUCUAUAUGUUAAUCUGAUUUGUGAAUAAGAAAAAAAAAAUAAGAUAUAUCCUUUCCAUUAACAACAAGAAAAUUAGAAGGAUUACCAGUUUAGAAGAGAAAAAAGAGGAUUAUGUGAAAAAUAUACAUGAAAAUAAAUAUCAAAAUAUUUAGUGCGUGUGGUGGUGCAAGAAGAAAGUCCUUGAAUUUGAAAGAAAAUAUUAUUUUGUUCGUGUGUCUAACUAACCAUGGAUUACCAGUGCAGAUUGCCGCAAGGAUACGACUCUUAUAGAAACCUUGUUUGAAAGGAUAUUUUUUAUCACAAAAGAUACAAAUUACUUUAGUUUAAACUUUUUUUUUGUUUUCGGUUUGUUUUAAUUUUUUGUUGUUAUCCUUUUUCAUUUUGAAAUAUUUCAUCAACUCUGAUUCAAGAGUGAAAGGAUUUUCAUUUGACUUUUCAAAGUUUUUUUUUGAAAAAAAAGGAUUUUCAUCAUUCCUCAACCAAACAUGCAUCACAAUAAAAUCCGAUACAAGAUUCUGCUCAGCUAUGGCCAACGAUCAAGUUUGAUCGUUUUGAUUGUGAUGUCCUUGCUGACAGUGUCUGUGAAUAGAUCCUUAGUGAGUGCUUCACGGUAUAACCGACAAAAUCACGUGAUGUACAGUGGCGGGAGUAGUAGUAGUAGCAGCAGUAGUGAUGUGGGUGAUCGUGGGAUUGGCGUUGGGCGCCACGGUCACAACCGCAAUUCGAACAAUAACCACAACGAUGUAUAUAGUGUGAACGAUGCAAUGUUGCUGCCACCGAUCAUGAAUCCCAAUGACGAUAAUCCAUUGAUCGUGAAUCAGCAACAGCUGAGUAGUUGUCAGACGGUGUGUGCAUGCAAGUGGAAGGGUGGCAAGCAGACAGUGGAGUGCAUCGAUCGAUCACUCAUCCAGAUCCCGGAGAGUAUUGAUCCUUCGACUCAGGUGUUGGAUAUGUCUGGCAACAAGUUGCAGACGCUCUCGAAUGAGCAAUUCAUUCGGGCGAAUUUGCUAAAUCUGCAGAAACUCUAUCUGCGGAAUUGCAAGAUCGGCGAGAUCGAACCCGAGACCUUCAAGGGACUGACGAAUUUGGUAGAGCUGGAUUUGUCGCAUAAUUUGUUGGUGGUAGUGCCCUCGAAUGCCCUGGGCUUCAUACCAUCUCUGCGAGAUCUGACACUGGCCUCGAAUCAUAUCCAUAAGAUCGAAGCAUAUUCCUUUGGCAAUACCCAGAGUCUGCAGAAGCUGGAUCUGUCCCAUUGUGACAUACAGACUUUGGCUCCACAAGCUUUUGAGGGUUUGGAAAGUCUGACACAGCUCAAGUUGAACGGCAACAGACUGGGAGAGUUGCGACCCAAGACCAUUGAGACCCUGAGCAAACUGCACGGUAUCGAGCUGCAUGACAAUCCUUGGAUGUGUGACUGCCGGCUGAGGGCAGCAAAAUUAUGGCUUCUUCAGAAUAACAUUCCCUAUCCAGUUGCUCCAACUUGUUCGGGUGGUCCAGAACGAGUGUUGGACCGUUCAUUUGCAGAUCUGCAAGUCGAUGACUUUGCUUGCCGGCCAGAGAUGCUUCCGAUCAACCAUUAUGUUGAGGCUACCAUGGGAGAGAAUGCUUCGAUAGUGUGCAGAGCUUCAGCCAUCCCAGCUGCGACCAUAAACUGGUAUUGGUCUGGAAGACUUCUAGCAAAUGGGAGUGCUUUCAGCGCCUAUCAGAGAGUCUACAUAUACGAAGAUGGUCAAUUCGAGAAGCGAAGUCGAUUGAUCCUUACAAACGCCCAGGAAACUGACUCCAGUGAGUUCUAUUGCGUGGCGGAGAAUAAAGCGGGAACAGCAGAGGCAAACUUCACUCUGCACGUCAGUAUGCGAGCAGCUGGUAUGGCCUCACUGGGAAGUGGACAAAUUGUUGGACUCAGCGCAGCUCUUGUGAUCCUUAUUCUCUUCAUCUUCCUCAUAAUCAUGUUCCUUUUGCUGCGAUUGCGCCGAACGCCAUUCAUCGAGAGCAAGACUCCGAACCAUCUCGAGGUUAUUACCACAAUGAACCAUCAAAACUCGAUCACCAACAAGACCCAACCACCAACAGGGAAUGGCAAUAUUGGUGGAGUUGUGAUCGCCAAUGGUGCGAUCCCCAACUGUGCGACUCUCGAUCGCAAGGGCAGCGUAAACGACCGAAUGCAUGCUGAAUCGAAUGACACGAAUCCUGUACAGAAACCACCCCGGCUGACUGACCUGGCCUAUAGCACGAGCAAUUACGACAAUAACGGGAGUGUCCUCUCGACAGCAACUUGCUUCAUCUCGCCCACAGCCUCAGCAGGCAACAAUCCAGACCUGAUAAACGACACAAAACGCUUUGGCAGCGACGAGUUUGCGGACUUAAAGAUUCCGGCGAUUCUCACAGCGAAUUCCAGUGGGGAAUACAGCCGGGCGGGAGGUUGUGACUCCCUGUAUCCAUCUGGUCUCUGGGAGACCGCGACAACAUCCUCAUCGGCGACUGAUGAUCUGUAUCUGAAGAGGGCCACCAGCACAACAAUAUCCGGCUACACAGGGUACUCGGACAAGACUCCGAUCAUGGAAACGAACCAACUGUACGACCUCCAUGAACGCACCACAGACUACUUUAGUAAAACAUUCCCCCGAACACACUUCAACAACGCCCCCUCAACCUCGUCUUCCAUGAUGGUCGGCCAGGGGGCCCAUUCCACGACAUCAACCACGACGACGAAUCUCUCGUCGGGUGGCAACUCCACCUGCGGCUAUCCCUCUGACUACGGACUGCCUCUGGUGCCGGGUGCCGAAACACAAAUUCAUCACACUAUGCAUCCCAUUUACAACAACAACAAUGCAACAUCAGCGAUGACAUCGACCAGUUGCAGCAACAUCAACAAUAACGGUAGUAAUAGUAGUACUAGAAGCUCAACAACACCUGCACCAGUGACGCAUCAACAACCCCUAACGAACCUAAGCGGAACUCAGCAGCAGCAUCAGCUGUUGGCCAACGGCGUACCGGUGAACGCAAAGACGAUACGGGUUUGGCAGAAGGGUGGCGUCCCAGUACUGCCACCAGUGACCGCCUUGAAACGUGCAUUAAUAAGCAGCAGUAGGAGUUCGCCGGAUGAAGGCUACCAAGAGGGAUGCGGAACUGAUGUUUAAGUUUGUUAUCAAUUUUUAUUUUAUUUUUUACAUAAUUAUAUUUUUUAAAACAAUUUUAUUUGAUUAAUUCUUACGACCAGUUUUGUAGAUACGUUUUUAUGCAACAAAACAAAAAGAAUCUUUAGUUUUUAUAUUUUAAAUACUUAGCUCUUUUCCGGUUCAAAAAAUAAAUAAAUAUUAAAAAAAUGAUAAUAAUUCGAUGAAAUUUGUGAAAAGAGAAAUUGUCGACUGAUGGAAAAGAAUUAUAACUAAAAAAUAGCAAAACAAAAAUAAUGAAAAUGUGAUAGUGUUUGAUAUAGUUGAAGCAACAAAAAUAAGAAAAUUUUAUAGGGUGAAGUUUGUUGGUUAAAAAAUGCAUAAUGCAAUUUAAAGAAAAGCUAAAAAGAAAUAAAAUAUUUAUAUGUACAGUGAUUUGCAGUGAAUUUUGUGGAAGAUAAUAAGUUAUAUUUAAAAAAAAUAAUAUGUAAAGCUUGGUGGAAUUAUUUUACUUGAUGGUAAAGCUGGUAAAUGACGUAGAUUUUUUAUACUUUUUUUUCGAACUUUUUUAUAAUAUUUAAACUUUUGAA
Messenger RNA from Eupeodes corollae, 4385 nucleotides. RefSeq lists its product as uncharacterized. The transcript has a single exon. The record is from RefSeq and is a predicted model, not a curated record. Gene Ontology annotation, molecular function: protein binding. The coding region runs from base 1165 to 3819 and encodes 884 amino acids. NCBI's taxonomy places the organism in Eukaryota, Metazoa, Arthropoda, Insecta, Diptera, Syrphidae.